AUGUUCAUCCAGCUUCUUUCGUAUGUCGGUAUAGUGGUCGGCUUCGUGUUCCUCGUCUUGUCCAUAGCUUCGGCGUUGUACUAUGUCUCGGAGUUGGUAGAAGAGCACUCUGAGCCCACCAAGAGGAUUCUCAAAAGAUUGAUCCUAGGCAUCAUGGCUAUAUUACUUUUGCUUUGGAUUGGCGAUGGUUUCCCUUUCUGGUUGACUUUGUUCUCAGUUUUCUCAUACUGGGUAUACUUGCAAAAUUUGAAUAAGUUCCCCUACGUUGAAUUAAGUUCGCCCGUAUUUCUCGUUUCGUGCGUGUUGGUGGUAGCGAACCAUUUCUUGUGGUUCAACCAUUUCCACAACCCGUACAUUCCACCAUUGGAAGUGAGAUUGAGACCGGAUUAUGUGCCACCUCGUAUCCCUUCGUUUGUAGAAGUGUGUUCCUUUUUCGGCUUGUUGGUGUGGUUCGUUCCUUUUUCCCUCUUUGUCAGUUUGAGUGCACACGAUAAUCUCUUGCCUCACCACGUAGAAUCCAACGCUGGCAAAGAUAAAAAGAAGAACAACGGGUUGGCUAAGGUAGUUGUUGCUAAUCUUCGUGAAUGGAUCUACUCGAUCACAAGAAAAUUUGGCUACGAACUCGAUCCUCACUAUGGCCAAAUUGUAUAA
Molecule: messenger RNA, 651 nt
Organism: Scheffersomyces stipitis CBS 6054
Lineage: Eukaryota; Fungi; Ascomycota; Pichiomycetes; Serinales; Debaryomycetaceae
Exons: 1
Coding region: 1-651 (216 amino acids)
Biological process (GO): endoplasmic reticulum to Golgi vesicle-mediated transport
Cellular component (GO): Golgi membrane; endoplasmic reticulum membrane; COPII-coated ER to Golgi transport vesicle
Molecular function (GO): COPII receptor activity
Source: RefSeq, a predicted model, not a curated record